Messenger RNA from Chaetomium fimeti, 2085 nucleotides. RefSeq lists its product as uncharacterized. The record is from RefSeq and is a predicted model, not a curated record. Bases 1 to 2085 code for a protein of 694 amino acids. The transcript has a single exon. NCBI's taxonomy places the organism in Eukaryota, Fungi, Ascomycota, Sordariomycetes, Sordariales, Chaetomiaceae. Gene Ontology annotation, molecular function: methyltransferase activity.
AUGGAGUUUCUCUCAGGAUAUGCAGCCGCCAAGGCCCCUUACCUCACUUAUGAAGUCGAGGGCUCGCCGCAUUCGCGCUCGAAGCCGACUCGCUCCAAUUCGACAUCUGCGCCGGCGACAAAGAAGCGAUCGCGCAUUCCGGGCCACGCAAGGACCAACAGUGCGAGUACGAGCAGCAGCGGCGGCGGGCGCACUGAGCACCAGGCACCACCGCCGCACAGCAGCGCUGGGUGGCUGCAGCAGUCGUCGGCCGGUGCCGACGGCGACUCAGGGGCAGCAGCAGCAGCAGCAGGAGCAGUGGUGACGUCGACCGGCUUGGGAGACCGUGCGGACACCAUCCCCGAGCAUCAACAUCACCACCCCGCGGCUCGCCGUAAUUCGACCCGGGAACGAGAUCGGAUGCAUUCGUCACUCAAAUACUUUCAGGACAAGCAGCUGCCGGCGACGCCCCGACUUAACACAGCCGACGCGACCGCAAAACUCUUCGGCGCCGGCAGCAACUCAGAACCAGCCUCGGCUCGCACGCCGGCUUCCGCAACUACUGCGACGGCCGGCCAUACUUUUGGCAAUCCCGGCGCUGUUGUCGCCGCUGUCGCCUUUCCCGAUCGCCGGGCGCAGCACGGUGGGAUGCUCCCGUACACAGAGGCCGGCCCGGGCAGGGGGCCCGGGAACGGUGGCGCUCGGGCCGAGAGCAUAUCCAGCGUAUCCGGUGCUACCACGACGAGCAAUCGCACAGUGUACUCGAGCGAACACACAUCCGACUCGGCGUACCAGCAACGGCCCUUCGUCGUCCGCAAUGGGCGGACCUACCUCGCCGACCCGUCCCUCCCAUACCCGUUGCCCGUCGACUUGGAAGAGCUGCACCGUCAGAACCUCAAAACGAUACUCUUGAUGCAAUUGUACGGCCGCCCAAUCUGCGCCCCGGCCUUCGCCAACAAACCGCCUGCGCGGAUACUGGAAGUCGGCUGCGGAACGGGCUUCUGGAGCACCAUGUGCUACAAGCACUACGAAGCGCGCGGUCAGCACAAGGACAUAUCAUUUACCGGCAUCGACAUCGUGGCGCUGCCGCCCAACGCAUCCUCCGGCGAGCCCGCCGCCGACACGCGGCCGGACAAGGCCAUGAACUGGCGCUUCGUGCAACACGACAUACGCAAGCUGCCGUUCCCCUUUGCCAACAACAGCUUCGACUUCCUCAUGAUCAAGGACAUGACCCUCGUCACACCAACACACAUGCAACAAGCCUACAUCGAAGAAUACAUCCGCAUCCUCACACCCGGCGGCACAAUCGAGAUCUGGGAAACCGACAACCUGGUACGCAUGCUCCGCCCGCACGUCCCGGACUGCGCAACCACCUCGGGCCCAACCGAAGCCGACGACUUCGACCUGACCACCCCCUCCCCCUCCACCACCACCACCUCCCUCUCCGACCCAUACCUCAACCACAACCACCCCCCAACCGACAGCACCAACCCCACCAACGGCAACUCCACCACCGAAAAAGACGAGAUCGGCGGCGCCUACGUCAUCACGACCAACACGCCCCUGUCCACCCCCCUCAACAACUUCCUGGUCGAGUACAACGGCUGGGCGUCGCGCGCCCUCGACGCCCGCGCCCUCUGCGCCGUGCCCUGCACCGUCAUCGGCCCGCUGCUGCUGCAGGAGGCCGAGGUGCUGGCGGGGCUGGGGUCGCGGCGGCUGGCCGUGCCGUUGUCUGAGAUUCGCUGGGAGAGGGAAGGGGUCGGCGGUGUGGUGACGAAGGAUGGGAAGAGCUAUAUCGAGACGAAGGCCCGCAGGGGGGCGGGCGGGGGGGUGUCGCCUAGUGGGGGGAGUGUGAAGGAUGGUGGUGGUGGUGGUGGUGGGGCGAGGGGGUUGGAGCCGGCGGGGGCGGCGUUGCGGAGGACGGCGUUGGUUACCGUUGUGCAGAUGAUUCAGGCGAUGGAGCCGAUGCUGCGCGAGGCGAGUGGGAAGAGUCAGGAUGAGUGGGAUGCGUGGUUGGGGAAGAUGAUGAAUGAUCUGGUGAGGGAGAAUGGGACGAGUUGGGGGGAGUGUUUGGAGGUGGGGGCUUGGUGGGCGAGGAAGAGGUGA